This is a messenger RNA of Branchiostoma floridae (Florida lancelet), 5674 nucleotides long. RefSeq lists its product as uncharacterized. Gene Ontology annotation, biological process: telomere maintenance; DNA repair. The record is from RefSeq and is a predicted model, not a curated record. The transcript has 2 exons. Gene Ontology annotation, molecular function: ATP hydrolysis activity; DNA helicase activity. Bases 158 to 3001 code for a protein of 947 amino acids. NCBI's taxonomy places the organism in Eukaryota, Metazoa, Chordata, Leptocardii, Amphioxiformes, Branchiostomatidae.
GGAAGUAAGUGCCCAGGAGGCAGUGUAUCGAGCCUGUAGCCUGAAGCUAAAAGAUUGUUCCAGAGAAGUCACUUUCAUACCGACAGAUGAGAAAGCUUGUCGCCUUUCUAAACCCCUGGCAGCGAUCCAAAACAUUGGUGAAGGAGAAAGCAUCUGGAUGACAAGCAUUAUGGACCGAUACAAGGCGAGACCACAGAAAGAACCCUUCCAAACAAUGUGUGCCGCAACGUUUGUUUCUGAGUAUCGUGUGGUUUCAUUUUCAGGCAAGGAAGAAGAUGCUGAACAAACAUCUCGAGGCACCAAGGAGCAUGUUCUAAAUGAUAAUUUAGGGUCGGUACAAAAGCGCACCAGAUCGCAGCCCGCUAUCAUCCGCUUUGCUAAGUUUAAUAAGGAGAAAGAACCAGAGUCACACUACUUGACAUUACUAAAGUUGUACUUGCCGCACUACUCUGACGCGCAGUUAAAACCAGAACAGUUUGCAAAGUAUGAAGAUUUCUACUUGAAUGGCUCUGUUUCAUUGUCUGAUAGAACAGGUGUCUUGAAGGUCAGGGAUAUUGUUGAGAAUAACAGGUGUCAAUUCGAGAGAAACCGCGACCAGAUUGAGGAGGCGCGCAAAAAAGUUGAAAACACCAGCGGUGAUCUAGAUGAUGCCUGGGCUCAAAUCUUUCCUGUAACGGUGCUGGACAGAUCUGAGUGUCAAGACUUGCAAGAAAAAGUUAGGGUGUUUGAUGAUGAGGAUGUUAUUGAUGACAUUCCAGAUCUUGCAACUUCGGACAAGUCAAAAGAACAAGGCUUCACCCUAGAAAGGUGCCAAUUGCAGAUGAAAAAGAAAACUGCUCUUCCCUUACUGCAGUCGCUCAACCCCAUCCAACAAGAUGUUUUCUAUUUUGUGAGGAAGUGGUGUAUGGAAAUUGCUCAGGGAAAGCGACCAGAUCCUUUUCAUAUUUUUGUAACGGGUGGCGCAGGGACUGGAAAGAGCCAUCUUAUCAAGUGCAUAUAUUAUGAGGCUACUAAAAUACUUAAGGAGACACAAGAGAACCCUGACAAUAUCUCUGUCCUACUUACAGCGCCCACAGGAACGGCGGCAUUUAACAUCGAUGGGAGUACUGUUCACCAUGCAUUUCACAUUGCACGCAUGUCAAAUACGUAUCAGCCCCUCUCAGAAAAAACACUGAAUGCAGUGCGUGCACAGUACCAAAGUCUAAGAAUUGUGGUCAUAGAUGAAGUUUCGAUGGUCGAUAGAAAGCUACUUUAUCACAUUCACGGCAGAUUGGGCCAACUGAGACAAGUGCACCCAGACAUAAAGUUUGGAAAUGUGAGCAUAUUGGCAGUGGGCGACAUGAACCAAAUUCCCCCGGUUCGGGCUCAGGGUCUAUGCAAGAGUAAAGAUACCGUGAUUGUUGACCUCUGGAAUCCCCAUUUUGAAGUAGUUCAGUUAAACGAGAUCAUGAGGCAGAAGGAUGAUGCUGCAUUUGCAGAGCUUUUGAAUAGGCUUAGGGUAAAGAAAAAGAAAGAACGACUUUCUGAUGAAGAUGACAAAACUCUGUCUUCAAGGGUGCUCUCUCUAGAUUUUGCAUCCGAUGACUAUCCAAAAGACGUGCUUCACAUUUUCACCACAAAUGAUUCUGUUGCAAAGCAUAAUGAUAGAAUGUUGAAGCUCCGGUGUUCACAGAUUAGACAAUACGAGGCUUGCGAUUUUGUCAAAGAUCCGUGCACAGGGUCGAUGAAAAGAAGGGAUCUAGCUAGAGGAGAGAGUGACGACCUACCCGACGUGGUCCGUGUCGGAGUCGGUGCACGGGUCAUGCUUUGCCGCAAUGUCAACGUUGAAGAUGGUUUAGUGAAUGGUGCAUUUGGAAUGGUGACUGGUGUGAAAGGUGGGGAAGAUCAUGAGAGUGAUGUUGCAACGGUUUAUGUGCUAUUUGACAACCCAAGGGUAGGUGCGAAUGAAAGGCAAAGGAGUUCUGCUCCCAACUCAGAGAUACCUGUCAACUCGGUGCCAGUAUGUCAGGUCGAUAGCACCUUGAAAAGGUCAACUAAAGUUACACGUCGACAAAUUCCAUUGAAGCUGGCCUGGGCUUGUACGACACACAAGGUACAGGGUAUGACCGUUCCUGAAGCGGUCGUCUCCAUGAAAAAUGUGUUUGCAUCAGGUAUGGCAUAUGUGGCAUUAAGCAGGGUAUCUUCCAUAGGUGGUCUCCACAUCACAGACUAUAAGCAGGAGUCCAUCUACUGUGAUGAGCAUGUAGAGAAUGCAGUCAAAGAGAUGAUGCACUUGCAGUUUAGAUCUGACCCAUUCAGAAAUGUCGAUGACAGGUCUGAAAGUAAUAGGAUCCUGAAUAUUGUCCAUCACAAUACCGAAAAUCUAGAACAGAACUUUAAAAGUCUAAAGUCAACCUGUCUGAUCAAAGCUGAUAUCAUAUGCUUGACCGAGACAUGGUUAUCGGAAGAUGUGCAGGAUUCUAAGGUGCAGCUAGAAAACUUUGAUGUGUUUCGCAAAGACAGAACACAUGUUUGUGAGGAAGAGUCUAUGACUAGAAGUUCACCACAUGGAGGAGUGGCAGUUUAUGUCCGUAAUGGAUACAGCUGUUAUGAAAUACCCAUUCCAGAUGACAUUAGCCUGGAAUGUGUGGUUAUGCUAAUGUCUGUUGAGGACAUAGAGAUUCUCAUUGUACCUGUUUACAGGCCACCUAGUGUGAAAAAAGACGCAUUCAUAGUCAAUGUAGAGAAAUUGAUGCAGUACUUGUUGGCCACAGUGAAGCGAACAACCACAAUCUUUCUUGGGGACUUUAAUGAGAAUUUGUUAUCAGGUGAAGACAACAAAAAGAUACAGAAGUUCUUUGAGACAAACAAUUUCGAACAGUUGGUGGAAGAUCCUACAACCAUGAAAGGAACUCUUAUUGACCAUGUUUACAUUGCACCACCAUCAUCAAAUGUAAGCUGUGGGGUCAUACAGACAUUUUACAGUUACCAUGAUGCUGUGUAUUGUACGCUGUAUCGGUGAUGCUGCAAUAAGCCGUGAAAAAGGCGGUGGAUUAGAAAAAUUCCUUCCUUUGUGAUGUUGUGUAUCAUUACAUACACCAGCUCUGGCCUUGCAUAGUCUGAUUGGUCGACUGCAUUGUUGACCAAACAUGAUAUGUGAGGGGGAGGGGUAAGAAGUCGUGGACUCUUACCCGCUCCGCCCUUGCUAACCUCUUGCCUCAUUGGUGGGUAAGGGGGCUCCUGGUAAAACAGGAACCCCCUUUACCAACCAUUGGGGUUUGAUGUUGGUAAGGGGGUUCCUGGUAAUCAUCACCAGCUCUGGUCUUGGUAACCCUGUUUGAUCAAAGCUGAACAAACAGGGGAUGCGAGAGAGAGGGGUAAUGAAGUCGUGGACUCUUACCCGCUCCGCCCUUGCCAACCACUUACCUCAUUGGUGGGUUAGGGGGCUCCUGGUAAAACAGGAACCCUCUUACCAACCAUUGGGGGUUGAUGUUGGUAAGGGGGUUCUUGGUGUUACAAAGGAUCGUCACCAGCUCUGGCCUUGCAUAGUCUGAUUGGUCGACCGCAUUGUUGACCAAACAUGAUAUGUGAGGGGGAGGGGUAAUGAAGUCGUGGACUCUUACCCGCUCUGGCCUUGCCAACCUCUUACCUCAUUGGUGGGUUAGGGGGCUCCUGGUAAAACAGGAACCCCCUUACCAACCAUUGGGGUUUGAUGUUGGUAAGGGGGUUCCUGGUAAUCAUCACCAGCUCUGGUCUUGGUAACCCUGUUUGAUCAAAGCUGAACAAACAGGGGAUGCGAGAGAGAGGGGUAAUGAAGUCGUGGACUCUUACCCGCUCCUCCCUUGCCAACCACUUACCUCAUUUGUGGGUUAGGGGGCUCCUGGUAAAACAGGAACCCCCUUACCAACCAUUGGGGUUUGAUGUUGGUAAGGGGGUUCCUGGUGUUACAGACUAACGAAGGAAGGAAAAAGAACUCCCCUGUGAUUAGGGUUGAAGAAGGAAAAAGAUGUCCCCCUGUGAUAGGGGUUGAGGAAAGAAAACUUUCCCUUGUGGUUGCGAUAGAGGAGGAAAAAGAGGAAUAUAUGUAAAUGGAAUGCAUCAUAUGCAUGACAAUUUCUAUAAGCACUCACAUUUGACAAUAAGCUUAUCUAUUUUUUUCUUUUCCUUUAGGAGACCAUUCCUCUAGGCAUUGAGAAAAAAAGAACUCUUCCCUGUGAUUAGGGUAGAGAAAGGGCAAAGAGUUCCCCGUGAUUGGGGGAGAGGAAGGAAACAGAACUCUUCCCUGUGAUUAGGGUAGAGAAAAGAGCCCUGCCCGUGAUUGGGGUUGAGGAAAGAGAAAGGGCUCUCCCCUGUGAGUGAGGCUGAGGAAGAGAAAUGAUGAGAGAAAAAUCUGUUAAAUGGAAUGCACAAUUGUAGCAAUAAGCCAAUUAUCUAAUCUCUAUCUGUGGUCAUUUCUUUAUCAUUUUUCCUAAUAUUAUAUGUGUUCUGUUUUGUAAUGUUGUAUGUGUGCAGGUUAUCAGUAACUACGUAGUUAGGUAGUCUUGUGUUUACCUUCACAAACACGGGUUCUUGAUGUAUAGUUUUGAAUUUUGAUUGUUGUUUUGUUAAAUUUUAAUUACUAUUUUAUUAACAUAUUUUAUGUUUACCUUUGUUUUUAACUUUUAUUUUUCCCUCACGGGGAUGCCCAAACAUUGGCUCCCGAUCCUUCCGCCUUGUCGUGGUGUGAGGGCCCGAAUGUACCAAUUUCCUGGGGUAGGUGCAUCACUCCUACUCUGUAACCUCGAAUGAGGGGGUGGAGAUUGGAAGUCGCUAAAGGGAGGAUCACCAGUCUAGCCUAGCCAGGCACUGCUAGCCAUAGGUUUGGACUUUUUAUAUCAUGAAAGCACUUUGCAUAUAUUUCAUUGCACAGCUGUAUUAUUGUCAAUGAUCAUUUUUUUUCCUUUCCCUUUCAAGCGUCCAGCAGUCAAAAGAUCAUGCUGGAACACAUAACAGAUGGGACCCAACUUAAGAAAAGAAGCCGCACAGGGCCUAGGGAAGAACCAGUCAGACCUGAUUUCAGCCAGCUGCAGAAGGACAUGGCCAGCCAGCUUUGCAAAGUUUUGAGGAAGUUGUUUAAGUUUCAGACUUUUUUUAUGUAAAGAUUUAAAGUGUAUAUUAUUUCAUCUUGCAUCAUUUUUUUCAAUUUCGAUUUUCUUUGUAUUUGCAUUUAUGUCUUUAUGACAGGUUACAAAAUUCUAAGACAAGUACAAGGUUUCAAAAAUUGUUUAAUUAAAGCUGUUAGGAAGAUUCAAAAGUGUACAUGACUUAUGCUUGGAUCUUUCUUCAUUACUUAGAUUGUGAGAAUGUGUAGGGGCUAAGAACAUCUAAACUACUCAGUGAAUGUGACUCUGCAUUGUCUCUACAAACUUGUGAAUCGUCUAACGCAAGUAAUCACAUUCCAUUUUGCUUGGAUUGAAAUAUGCUGUAUUUGCUCGCGAGCAAAUGUCGGCCUUACUGUUGAAGAUUCAAAAGGUCUUUUAACUUGCAUCAUUCAUUGUAUUUCCUUUUUUUUGUAUCUGUAUUCUUGUAUUUCCAUUUUUCUAUACAUGUAUUUUUGCAUUUACAAUUUGCUCAUGUAUUUUUGUAUUCACAAAAAAUACUAAGAUUGUAAGACAAGACUUUCAAAAAUCCUUUAUUAAAGCAUUCAAAGUGUAUA